CUCUCCUUCUUUUCCUUUCCUUCCCUCUUUCUCUCUCUUUCUCCCUCUCUCUGUCUUUGUGGAUAGAGAUGUGAUUCUCCACCAUCUUCAUAACCCCAUCAACCUUUUGAAGAAAAAAAAAAUAGAAAAGAAGAAAUAUCUUAAGCCAAUCCACUCGCCAUGGUUUUCCCUUCCCUUCCUCUCUAUCUCGAUCCACCCAACAGCUGGAAUCAGCCGCCGCCAACUCAUCAGCCAGUAGGCGCCGGCGCCACCACAUCCGAUGAACACCAACCACCGCCUCCGGCAGCUACAACCGGAGCAGGUACGAGCAGGCCCGGAUCGAUGGCUGAACGAGCAAGGCUAGCUAAAAUUCCCCAACCAGAAGCCGCCCUCAGCUGCCCUCGUUGCGAUUCAAACAACACAAAGUUCUGUUACUUCAACAACUACUCUCUUUCUCAGCCACGUCACUUCUGCAAGACCUGCCGCCGUUAUUGGACACGUGGGGGCGCCCUCCGCAACGUUCCCGUCGGCGGAGGCUGCCGGCGCAACAAACGCGGCGGAAAGUCGUCAUCUUUGACCUCGACGUCGACGCAACCAAAGCUCCAGCCGUCAAAAUCGCCUACAUCGACUACCGCUACAUCUGCACCGCCAGCGAACUUGGUGCUUCUCUCAGCGGCGCCGCCUUUGUCCUUGUUGGCGGCGGCGCCUUGGAACCAGCUGCAAGAGUACGGGUAUGCGGGGCAGGGUUUGGAGCAGUGGAGGUUGCCUUACUUGGGAGGAAUGGAAGUGCCGGCGGCGGCAGGGAUGCAGGUGCCUGCACCAGCUGCUGCGGCGGUGACGGCAGGGAUGUACGGUUAUCAUGAAGGAGAAUGGAGUGUUGGUGGAGGCAUUAAUGGAAAUGUAGGAGGAUGGAUGAGCAACAGCAUUACUGAUCAUCAUGCAUUAGGGUUUAGCGGCUCUUCAUCAGCGGGAAAUGGAAAUCUUUGAUUUAUGAGUGAUGAUGGUGAUAAUUAAUUAAGGUAUAUUAAAUGAUCUUAUAAAUUGGAAGCUUUAUUUUAGUUAUGGCUUCGAACAAUUAAGAAAUAUUAAAUGUAAUUGUAGUAAUUAUCUCGAUCUUAUUCUUAGGUAUUUUCAAUAAUAUAUAAUUGCUGUCUAUCUUAUGCUA
This is a messenger RNA of Dendrobium catenatum, 1144 nucleotides long. RefSeq names its product dof zinc finger protein DOF2.2. Gene Ontology annotation, biological process: regulation of DNA-templated transcription. Lineage: Eukaryota; Viridiplantae; Streptophyta; Magnoliopsida; Asparagales; Orchidaceae. The record is from RefSeq and is a predicted model, not a curated record. The coding region runs from base 160 to 966 and encodes 268 amino acids. The transcript is spliced from 2 exons. Gene Ontology annotation, molecular function: DNA binding; DNA-binding transcription factor activity.